Molecule: messenger RNA, 1398 nt
Organism: Esox lucius (northern pike)
Lineage: Eukaryota; Metazoa; Chordata; Actinopteri; Esociformes; Esocidae
Gene: lman2lb
Product: lectin, mannose-binding 2-like b
Exons: 9
Coding region: 24-1109 (361 amino acids)
Biological process (GO): endoplasmic reticulum to Golgi vesicle-mediated transport; endoplasmic reticulum organization; Golgi organization
Cellular component (GO): Golgi membrane; endoplasmic reticulum-Golgi intermediate compartment; COPII-coated ER to Golgi transport vesicle
Molecular function (GO): D-mannose binding
Source: RefSeq, a predicted model, not a curated record
UAUUUCGAAGUAGGUGGAGCAAGAUGGCCGCUACCAUGAAUAAGUCUGAUCGGUUUCGGUUGAACCGUUUUCAAAUAUUUGAUUUCAUGUUAAGUCAGCGAAAGAUUCAUGAAUUAACAUGUUUGUUUGCUGUUAUAGUUAUUUUUACGUCCCAGUGUCAGGCAGACGAUGGUUACGACAUGGAUGACUUUUUAAAAAGGGAGUACUCUCUUACCAAACCGUACCAGGGUUUGGGAUCCUCCAGUUCCUCCUAUUGGGAUCUGAUGGGCAAUGCCAUGAUCACUACAGAGCAUGUGAGACUGACCCCUGACCUACAGAGCCGACAAGGAGCAGUGUGGAGCCGUGUCCCGUGUUACUUGCGUGACUGGGAGUUACAGGUGCACUUCAGGAUUCACGGUCACGGGAAGAAGAACCUGAAUGGAGAUGGAAUGGCUCUGUGGUAUACCAAAGAACGCAUGCAGAUCGGUCCCGUUUUUGGAAACAUGAACCACUUCACCGGCCUUGGGGUGUUUGUGGACACCUACCCCAAUGAAAAUAAGAACAAUGAGAAGAAGUACAAUCCUUCAACUCAGAGGGUCUUUCCAUAUGUGUCUGCGAUGGUGGGGAAUGGCACGCUGGCUUAUGAGCAUGAUCGCGAUGGCCAGUCCACGGAACUCGGCGGAUGCAAUGCUUUGGUGCGCAACAUUCCCCAUGACACCUUCCUGCUAGUCAGAUACAGUAAAAACAGACUUACGAUCCAGAUAGAUGUUGAAGGUAAACAGGAGUGGCAGGACUGCCUGGACCUCCCAGGGGUGCGCCUGCCUCAGGGCUACUUCUUUGGAGCCUCUUCUGCUACUGGAGACCUGUCAGACAACCAUGAUCUUGUCUCUAUGAAGCUGUACCAGCUGGCUGUGGAGCAUUCCCCAGAGGAUGAGGAAGAAGAGCUUACUAUCCCCAGUGUUGAUAACUUCGAGCAGUUGAACAAAGUGGAGGUGCAGGACGAGGGCAUGAGUGGAGUCCAGCUCUUCUUCACCAUAGUCUUCUCUGUCAUCGGUGUCUUUGUCCUGGUGGUGGUGGCCGUGGUCAUGUACGGCCGCUGGAAGGAGAAUAGCCGCAAACGUUUCUACUGAGCGGUGUAGUCCGUGGCGGCGUCCCAAGUAGCACUCUAACAUAUGCAGCGCACCUCUUUAGACCUGAGCCACUGUAGGGAACAGGGUGUGAUUCAGGAUGCAGUCAGAGUGGAAACCUCCAGGGAAAGAGCACAAGAGUGACAAUGAGGAUAUCCAUUUUUAAACAACAAACAUGUCGUCUGUCAUGAAUAGUUUUACUACAUAACAAUCUACGUCAAAAAUACCUCAACUGACAAACAUUUUCUCAGACCAUUUCAGCCAAAAUAAAUCAAAUGUGACCCUUUUUUAA